Molecule: messenger RNA, 1327 nt
Organism: Sorghum bicolor (sorghum)
Lineage: Eukaryota; Viridiplantae; Streptophyta; Magnoliopsida; Poales; Poaceae
Product: protein RAFTIN 1B
Exons: 3
Coding region: 46-1080 (344 amino acids)
Biological process (GO): pollen development
Source: RefSeq, a predicted model, not a curated record
GAGAAUUCCACGGACACGUACGUGGAUUGCUUCUGUCUCCCAGACAUGGCGCACUUCGCCUCCGCCGUCCUCCUCGCCGCUGCCCUGCUCAUGGCAGGACGGCUGACGCAUGCGGAGCCAUCGACGACGGCCGAGGAGGUGUUCUGGCGCGCAGUCCUGCCGGGCUCCGCCGUGCCGGACGCCGUCCUCCAGCUCCUACGCCAAGCGAGCCAAGGGAUAGCGGCCAGCGCCGGCAAGAAAAAAGACGACGACGACGACAAGCCGCUCCCGUUCAAAGGCUACUCCUUCAGCGGAUACGACGACGGGCCGACGACGACGGCGCGAGGCGGUGGGGCGGCCACGGUCACGCCAACGCCGACGCCGACGGCGAGGGCCCCGACGUCGGUGUUCUUCCACGAGGAGGCGGUGCGCGUGGGCGAGCGGCUGUCGAUCCACUUCCGGGCCGCGGCGCCAGCCGCGCUGGGUCUCCUGCCGCGCGGCGUCGCGGACUCCAUCCCGUUCACGACGGCGGCGCUUCCGGCCGUCCUCGCGCUCCUGGGCGUCCCACCGGGCUCGUCCAGGGCCGCCGCCAUGGCGGAGACGCUGCGCACCUGCGAGCGGACCCUGCCCGCCGGGGACACCGAGGCCAGGUUCUGCGCCACGUCGCUGGAGGCCCUGGUGGAGCGCGCGGUGGCGGCGCUGGGCACGCGCGACGUCCGGGCGGUCACCUCAGCGCUGCCCCGCGCGGGUCUGCCGCCGCAGGUGUACGCCGUCCGCGCCGUGCGGCGCGUCGUCGUCGGUGGCGACGGCGGCGGCGGCGCCAGCAGCUUCGUGGCGUGCCACGACGAGGCGUACCCGUACACCGUGUACCUAUGCCACGGCACGGGGCCGGCCAGGGCGUACCUCGUGGAGAUGGAGGGCACCCGCGGCGGCGGCGCCGUCACCGUGGCCUUCAUCUGCCACACCGACACGUCCCGGUGGAACCCGGAGCACGUGUCGUUCAAGGUCCUCGGCACCAAGCCCGGCGGCGCGCCCGUCUGCCACCUGAUGCCGUACGGCCACAUCAUCUGGGCCAAGAACGUGAAGCCCUCGCCGGCGUGAGGAGCCAUUAGUAUUCAUUCCGCUGGAGAAUGAAGAUGAAGUAUUCUGUGUUGUGUUGUGUCCAGGGCUUGAUUGACCGUCUGAUCUGCUCUUGUUUGUGCGCGUCCAGUCCUGUGGUGUGCUGUGCCUGGUCACUAGACCAGCGUGAGCGUCUGCAAUAAAAUAAAAUGGGCUGCUUUUGUGCACUUGUGCUACGUACUUGAACAUACUACUCUAUUGUGAAAUCAUGCAAACUUUCAUGCAUUUU